AUGUUCUGGUCUGAAGGGUCUAGUAUUAUUAUAGAUCGUAAGAAUCCAGUGACUGUGGCUACAACUACAAAAGAAAUAUUUGCUGACCCUAAGCCUUGCCUUAGUUUUAAUAAAAAUGACACACCAGUAGUUAUAAACAUAGAAUAUCCAGAACUCAAUGUCGAGGUGCAAGAGAUAUCAAACGAUCCAACUACGGACACAGAAAUGAAAAUAACCAACAAUGAAACUGCUAAUACAAGGGGCAUUACAAAAACAAAAGACAGGAAAAAGGGCUUGCAAAAUAGAAGAGAAGAUAUACAGCAAACAAUCGUAAAAAGCAAUACAGAUUUUAAAAAAAGACAACUAGAAAUGAUGGAAGAGGAACAUAAAUACAACAUUAAAAUAGCCAAAUUAAAAAUUAAAAAAUUAGAAUUACAAAUAUCUUUGUUAGAAAGUCAAAAAAAUACAAGUUAA
Molecule: messenger RNA, 453 nt
Organism: Parnassius apollo (apollo)
Lineage: Eukaryota; Metazoa; Arthropoda; Insecta; Lepidoptera; Papilionidae
Source: the annotation of a GenBank genome assembly